AUUGGAUUCCAUAGAGACGGGCAAACAUAUUUUUUGGUGUUGCCAGAUAGCUAACAAGCUAUACCUCAUAGAAGAAGCUAACCAAUCUAACAUCCAAGAUAAGGCUCCAGAAGACUUCCUUGGGUGAUUGAGUGCCACAACACGAACAAACUAUGUCCUUUAGAGACUUACGAAAUUUCACAGAAAUGAUGCGGGCUCUGGGCUAUCCUCGCUUGAUAUCCAUGGAGAACUUCAGGACCCCCAACUUUACCCUGGUGGCAGAAAUUCUCAUUUGGCUUGUGAAAAGAUAUGAACCGCAAAUGGACAUACCGAGUGACGUGGACACGGAGACAGACAGGAUUUUCUUCAUAAAGGCAGUGGCCCAAUUUAUGGCAACAAAGGCUCACAUCAAGGUGAACACAAAGCGUCUGUACCAGGCUGAUGGCUACGCUGUGAAAGAGAUGUUGAAGAUCACCUCAGUGCUGUACAGUGCCAUGAAGACCAAGGAGAUGGCCUCAGGGGACAAAGUGGAGGAGGACAAUAGCAAAUUCAAGUUUGACUUGGGUUCCAGGAUUGCAGACCUGAAGGCAGCGAGGCAGCUGGCCUCGGAGAUCACGUCUAAAGGAGCGUCGCUUUACGACCUGCUGGGGAAGGAGGUGGACCUGAGGGAGAUGAGAACUGCUGCCAUCUCCAGACCCUUGGAGAUCAACGAGACAGAGAAGGCCCUCAGAGCAGCCAUCAAGGAAGUUUUGGAAAGUGUGGAUAAAACCAAAGACAUGCUGAACAACGUGUCCUCAGAUGAGACCAGCCUGGAGUCCAAAAUGGAGAAGAAGAAACAGGAGCUGGAGAGGAAUCAGAAGAGACUCCAGACUCUACAGAGUGUACGGCCAGCAUUCAUGGAUGAGUAUGAAAAGAUUGAGGAGGACCUGCAGAAGCAGUACGAGACCUACGUGGAGAAGUUCCGUAACCUGAGCUUCCUGGAGCAGCAGCUGGAGGACUACCAUAGACUGGAGCAGGAGAGGUUUGAAGAGACUGAGAACACCCUUAGGAUGAUGCAGCACAAACUGCGGGAGGAGGAGAGGAGGCUGAUGAGGAGUGGAGGUGACACGCGUUCAGUAACACACACCUCCAAAGACGAGGACUCCGAUAUGGACAUCCCUGAGGACGAGGGUUCAGACAGUGAUAUGGAGGAUCGCAGACCCUCUAAGCCCCGUCCCACCAGAAACGGCCCUAUGACAGGGAGAGGCGGAGCGCGGCUCGUCGGCAACAUGCAGGGUGGAGACAGCGAGGAGACAGAGGACAGUGAAAUAGACGUGGACGAGGAUGAUGAUGAGGAAGGUGAGGAGGAGAAUGAGGACCUGGAGGACGAUAACGACAGUCUAGAAGUCCCGGCGCCCAAGCCAUCCCGGGCCUCCAGGGGGCCCUUGAGGCCCCAGCUAUUAGAGGAGAGCGAUAACGACUUUUAAGCUGACACACACACACACACACACACACACAUCCACCCACACUGUAUCACAGCUCGUGAGCACUGAGGACAAACAAAACACUUUAUUCCAUAUAACCUAAUAAUGUAAUCAUAUAAUAAACACUGUCCAAUCUGA
Salvelinus namaycush (lake trout) is the source of this 1580-nucleotide messenger RNA. RefSeq names its product clusterin associated protein 1 (gene ift38). Bases 153 to 1445 code for a protein of 430 amino acids. The transcript is spliced from 13 exons. Gene Ontology annotation, biological process: cilium assembly. Gene Ontology annotation, cellular component: intraciliary transport particle B; centrosome; cilium. NCBI's taxonomy places the organism in Eukaryota, Metazoa, Chordata, Actinopteri, Salmoniformes, Salmonidae. The record is from RefSeq and is a predicted model, not a curated record.